ACAAACUAACCCUUCCAUUAUUCUCUUUCUCUCUCUCUCUUUUUCUUUGUGCUAAUUAGUUGGUUUGAUAUUCUUGACGGGAGUAAUGGCGAUUCCGGUGAUCGAUUUCUCGAAGCUCAACGGUGAGGAGAGGGCCAAGACAAUGGCUGAGAUAGCUACUGCUUGCGAAGAAUGGGGAUUCUUUCAGCUGGAGAACCAUGGGAUUUCGGAGGAGAUUAUGGAGAAGGUGAAGAAGGUGGCCGCUGAGUGCUUUAAGCUGGAGAGGGAAGAGGGAUUCAAGAACUCAGCUGCAGUGAAGAAGUUGAAUGAGUUUGUGGAGAAGAAGAGUGGUGAAAAGUUGGAGAAUUUUGAUUGGGAAGAUGUCUUCCUUCUCACUGAUGAUAACCAAUGGCCAUCAGCAACCCCUGGAUUCAAGGAAACCAUGGCGGAGUACCGAUCUGAGCUGAAGAAACUUGCCGAGAGAGUAAUGGAAGUAAUGGACGAGAACUUGGGGUUGCCAAAAGGCUACAUCAAGAGGGUAUUCAAUAACGGCGAUGGAGACAAUGGCUUCUUCGGAACCAAGGUGAGUCACUACCCGCCAUGUCCUCAUCCAGAGCUUGUUAAUGGUCUUCGAGCUCACACCGAUGCCGGUGGAGUCAUCUUACUCUUCCAAGAUGACCAGGUGGACGGCCUUCAAAUCCUGAAAGAUGGCCGAUGGAUCAAUGUCCAGCCAUUGAGAAAUACUAUUGUGAUUAACACAGGUGACCAGAUUGAGGUCCUGAGCAAUGGCAAAUACAAGAGCGUUUGGCACCGAGUCAAAGCCAAAUCAGAUGGGAAUAGGAGAUCCAUUGCUUCAUUUUACAAUCCAUCGCUCAAAGCUACCAUCGCUUCUGCGCCAGAACUCAUGGAAAAAGCUAACCAAGAAGUGGAACAAGUUUAUCCCAAGUUUGUGUUUGGAGACUACAUGUCGGUUUAUGCUGAGCAGAAGUUCCUCCCUAAAGAACCAAGGUUCCAAGCUGUGAAAGCCUUGUAAUAUUAUCACAAAAACUUCAUAUCCAGAAGAUUAUUGCACCUCUAAUAUCUCUUUUUUUUUCUUUUUUUUCCCCUAAAGUCUUGCUUUAAGUCUGUGGGCAGAGAGCUUCUUCCUCUAUAUUAACUACAUGUGCAGGAGAGGAAAGAAAGCUGUUCAAGUGAAGUGAGUAAAGUAUUGUUAGUGUGAUUUAACUUUU
Molecule: messenger RNA, 1208 nt
Organism: Mangifera indica (mango)
Lineage: Eukaryota; Viridiplantae; Streptophyta; Magnoliopsida; Sapindales; Anacardiaceae
Product: 1-aminocyclopropane-1-carboxylate oxidase 5-like
Exons: 3
Coding region: 86-1012 (308 amino acids)
Source: RefSeq, a predicted model, not a curated record